AUGGCAACCAAAUUCGUGGAUAUCGAGAAGGUCAGCCAAAUAGCUUUUGAAUUAACGUCAAACUUUACCACUACCCCCACCGACGACCAAAUAAUGUACAAAGCACGCGUCACCGUCGAUCGAGCUCUGACACUCCAUCCAACCCGCCAAGAUGGAGGUGAGAUCAUGAAGGCCAUCAAGUCACUUCAUGGUCACUUUUAUUCGUUGUGGACUAUCAACGAGAGGGAAGAUGUAAAGCUGUUACUGAGGGUGAAGCUGCUUGCUUGUAUGAUGGCAGUCAUGCGUGAGGACUAUCUUGAAGAUGGACUGCCUUCUUUGUGUUAA
Neurospora crassa OR74A is the source of this 324-nucleotide messenger RNA. RefSeq lists its product as hypothetical. NCBI's taxonomy places the organism in Eukaryota, Fungi, Ascomycota, Sordariomycetes, Sordariales, Sordariaceae. The record is from RefSeq and is a predicted model, not a curated record. The transcript is spliced from 3 exons. Bases 1 to 324 code for a protein of 107 amino acids.